CCGAUUAUGUAUUCGUAUUAUUGAUAACGUAUUCUGAGGUGUGGAUCGAGAAUCAUGGAAAGGUAUAGUCCAUAAAAGAUCUGCAUGUCAUUUUCGUAAUUAUCAUUGAAAACUUGCUUCUUUAUUAGCAUUAUUUGCCCAACCGAGUAAAUAUUUACUAAAUCAUGCCAAUCAAGCAAAUAUGGGAAACUAAAAAUUAAAUCAAAUUGAAAAAAAAAUAAUUUUUUCUCUCGAUCUGCCAUUUUUGCAUGCACUGGAUUAACACGUGGACAACUCUGGGCUGGGUGGGGUCCAUGUUUUGCACCGAUCACGACACGUCGCACCAGAUAACUACAGAAAAAACGUGGGACCGGCAUCAUGGAAACCGUUAGAUCACAUCAUGCAUGGUCGCCACGUGUUACAUCUUCUGCACCUCCCGCCAUCAUCUCUCUUCCCUCCCCCUGCCCGUUUAUUGUUUCUUUGUCGUGUUCGUGAAACAGUAACAGCACCUAGUAGUCACGGUCACUCGCGGAUGCGUGUACUCCUUCAUGCACCCCACCCCAAAGGAAAAAGGGGGAAGGAAGGGAAUGUGAAGGGUAGGUUUGUAAAUUUGGGAAGCUAAAAAUGCUUCCUCGUUUCAUUCUUCUUCUUGGGGUGUGGUUGCACUUAAUACGAAUUUAGCUGGCUGUUGAGUAGAGAGGUGAAUUCUAAAUGGAAAUACGAUUACGUGUGCUCUAAGCGAAGACCCAAAGCCUUUUUUCUUUUUCUUUUUGUUUUGUUUCCUCCUAUUUCUCUCACUCUUCAGCUUCUUCUGAAUUGGAAAAGGAGUUUCUUAUACAGGGAGAAACAGGAAUCUGGGUCUGUUUUGUUCUGUUUCUUUGAUCAAAAAAGAAAGAAAAACUUAAGACUUUUCUCGGGGUUUGGUUUGAGUUUUGGUUUAAGUGUAGAUGAUGAUGAUGCGUGAAAGAGCUGUUUGAGGUAAAUGGGUAGUUGGGGUUUUGGAUUUUGAGCCGUGAAUCAGUGACAGUGUUGUUACCCAAAAGAAAAAAAAAGGUGAAAGGGAAAUGAGGAAGUCGUUUAAGGAUUCUCUCAAGGCUCUUGAAGCUGAUAUUCAGUUCGCCAAUACCCUGGCUUCUGAUUAUCCAAGAGAAUAUGAUGGUGCCUACCUUCAGAUGAGGUUAUCCUACAGUCCGGCUGCUCAUCUAUUUCUUUUCCUUGUUCAGUGGACUGAUUGCUAUCUUGCUGGUGCCUUGGGAUUGCUCAGAAUUCUUAUCUACAAGGCAUAUGCUGAUGGGAAAACCACCAUGUUAAUUCAUGAAAGGAAAGCUAGCAUAAGGGAAUUCUACGGGGUGAUCUUUCCCUCAUUACUGCAACUUCAAAGAGGAAUCACCGACGUGGAUGACAGGAAACAGAAGGAAAUGUGUGCUGCAAAGUACAAGAAAAGGGAUGAAAUGAAUAAAGGAAAGCUCUCUGAAAUCGAUUUAGAAAGAGAAGAAGAAUGUGGGAUUUGCAUGGAGAUGCACAGCAAGAUCGUGUUGCCUAAUUGCAACCAUUCAAUGUGUAUGAAAUGCUACCAGACUUGGCACGCAAAGUCUCAGUCAUGCCCCUUCUGUAGGGACAGCCUCAAAAGGGUUGAUUCGGGUGACCUUUGGAUAUAUACCAGCAACAAUGACAUUGUCGAUUUGUCCUUGAUAUCGAGGGAGAAUAUGAAGCGACUCUUCAUGUACAUCGAGAGGUUACCGCUCAUCGUUCCGGAUCCGAAGAUUGUUUCUUACGAUCCACGACUCCGUUGAUUCAACUUAUUAUUCGGGUUGGAUUUUAGAGGUGUAUAUAACCGUACGGUUCCAUUGUAUAUCAUUCAUGUUCUCUUCAUUUCAUUGUAGUAAAAAUAUCAGAAGAUGUAGAUAAACAUUCUUUGUUAUUAAGGUAUGUUUUCCACAUUGAAAAGUUCUCAUCUAAUUGUAGAUGCAGAAUGUUCCUUUGCCCUCGAUUCUCAAUGGUUGUUUUGAAAUGUUAUGAUCUUUCUCGAUCGAUUGAAAAUA
This is a messenger RNA of Theobroma umbraticum, 2021 nucleotides long. It is a transcript of the gene AIRP2, whose product is annotated as RING/U-box superfamily protein. The record is from RefSeq and is a predicted model, not a curated record. Gene Ontology annotation, cellular component: cytosol. Gene Ontology annotation, molecular function: ubiquitin protein ligase activity. Lineage: Eukaryota; Viridiplantae; Streptophyta; Magnoliopsida; Malvales; Malvaceae. Gene Ontology annotation, biological process: protein ubiquitination.